CUGCUUACAUUGUUUAUUGUGCUGUACUGUGUUUGCGUUAUUGGAAAAUAAUUUACAAUUAUUAAUCAAUUACAAAUAAAAAUACAUUUCGGGGUCUUAUCAAUUCAUAUUAAAAUGCCAACAAACACUUCCAUGCCAAGUAUUGCUUUAGAAAACGGAUUGGAUUUGAGACAACUUUGCACAACGGGUUCAAUACUCCACAUAAACGACGAUUUAGAAGAGGGUCACGGUUUAGAGACAGAGAGGGAAGAUGCUAGAACUUUUGACCAUAUUGGGAAACCUGUAAAAUGCUUGAAUACCUUAGAGCAGCAAUUGACUCCUGUGGAUACGGAUGGUUGUGUCAAAAAGAAGAUUCUGGAACAAGGAGGCGGUUUCCCACUUCACGAGGGUUGCACAGUCCAUAUAGCAUACACUGGGUUCUGGGAAGAUGUGGAAGAACCAUUUGAUGUUCGGAAAAUGCAUAAGCCAUUGGUUGUGGACUUAAAGGACAAUGACUUGUUACCAGGCCUACAAAUCGCUGUCAACUCAAUGCUGGUUGGGGAAAUGUCAGUUUUCCUCCUGUCUUACAAAGUCAUGUUCGGGGAGUUUGGGGUCCCGCCUCGAAUAAAACCAAAAGCGGAUUGUGUAUUCUACAUCAAACUCAUUAAGAGUAUUCUGACUCCUGUUGAAGGUGAUAUAAACUACACAGAGCCCAACAUGUUCCAGCGAGUUUUCACCUCAGUAACUAAACUCUACAGUUCUGGCGUCACCUUACAUAAAUCUAAAAAUACAAUGGCCGCAGUCCACCUCUUCAGGAAGUCGAUCGCCAUGCUGCACAAAUGUCGGUUGGCUAAUGAAGAGGAGGAAAAAAAACAAGAGAAAAUGCUGGUAAAGUUGUAUUUGAAUCUGGCUAUUUGUUCUAAUGCUUUGGAACAACCAUUGAAGGCUUGCAUUGCUUGCAAUGAGCUGAACAGACUAGAAAGCCUAUGGAAUAACAGUAAAGCUCUCUUCCAACAUGCUAAAGCUUUACGAAUGAUCGGUCAGUAUGACGCAGCAGAAAAAAGAUUGCUAAGAGCACAGAAGUUAUGUCCGGAUAAAAGUGAGAUCAAAGAAGAAUUACUAUUACUUGAGAAAACUAGAACUAUCUGUGAUCAAAACAAAUUACUAGCUAAGAACUUUGUUCACCCGUCUCUGGAAUUAGUGAGCGAAGAUUUUAAAAAGGAGGUAGAUACUUUGAUAAAGAAUUUUAAAGAGAAUGUAAAUUUGUGCAAACUGACACUGCCGGGUGGUUUGAAUGCUGAAGAAAUGAAAUACGUAAAGGAGGCGUGUAUUAGAGAAAAUUUGUUUUGCAGUAGGAUAGAAAAGGAUUUUGCGUUAGAUAAAAGUAAUGAAAAAGAAAUUGAAGAAGGUGAAGAGCCACUACGUUUGUCAGAUUGUCCAGACAAUACUAGUGAAUUAUAAUGGUAGGUAUGUUUUUAUAUGUAAAGCAUAAUUCAUUCUAUUCUAUAUAGUGAGAGAGCGAGAGAGUAAUUAAAGACAAUGUCUUAUGUUCAAAAUGUUGACAGCAUAAUGGUUCGCUACACGUCUAUAUUAAAUGUGCAUGUAGGGAUACCGAACACAUUACAAUACAAAAUAUACUGUAUCACAAACAAAGUUCAAAUGUAUUGCUUGCCCUCUUAGUACGUACGUAAAUGACAUGUCUUAGCACAAAAAAACUAGUACACUGUACAACUGACAAACUUGCAAUAAUGAAUAUUAUGAUUUUUAAUCAAGCAUGUUACGAUCAUCUAGAAGUAACCAAAAUUAAAAGUUAUAUAGGGCGUGAACGCAACAGCACCAGCUUAUUUCACAAUAAUAACGAUUUCUAAGUUCAUUAUAUUGAUUUUAUUGAUUUAAGGAAUCUCAAAACUGUUAAGUAGUUUAUUCUACAAAGAGGCUGAUAUUGAUUCUACUGUUUUGUAUUACAAUAAAAUGAUGAAGUACUUUACUCAUAAAUAUUUUUGUUAAACUAAACUA
Cydia fagiglandana is the source of this 1995-nucleotide messenger RNA. Its product is annotated as inactive peptidyl-prolyl cis-trans isomerase shutdown-like. The coding region runs from base 115 to 1440 and encodes 441 amino acids. NCBI's taxonomy places the organism in Eukaryota, Metazoa, Arthropoda, Insecta, Lepidoptera, Tortricidae. Gene Ontology annotation, cellular component: cytoplasm. The transcript is spliced from 4 exons. Gene Ontology annotation, biological process: piRNA processing; spermatogenesis. Gene Ontology annotation, molecular function: Hsp90 protein binding; peptidyl-prolyl cis-trans isomerase activity. The record is from RefSeq and is a predicted model, not a curated record.